AUGCCCCGAGCGUCUAAAAUAUGGAACGAGGAGAUCCAAAAGCGCAUCACAGUCACGUCGAAGGUGAUUAGUUGCAUUAAAGAGACAAAGAUGCUUGGGAUGGUAGACUUCUUGCAACGGGCAAUCCAAGAUCUUAGGAUCUCGGAGUUGAGGAGAGCGAAGCAGUAUCGUAUGCUUGUCACAUACAUGAACUUGCUAGGCAAUGCUCCUCAAAUGGUUGGUCCGGUCAUCACUUUUGGAAUCGCGAUUCUCGCACAAAGAGUCAACGUAGGGCUGUCGCUUUCCAUUGCUACAGUCUUUACAUCACUUUCGAUUAUUGACCUGGUCGCUGAACCUCUCGCUCAACUUAUAUCCUCGGUUCCAAGGCUUGUAGCAUCUCUGGGAAGCUUUGAGAGGAUUCAAGCCUUCCUCAAAGAGGGUACAACAACAUCAGCGGCGGAUCACAGCGGCUCUUCAACCGAUGAACAUGUUGAACACAGAACAGUCCCUCAUAGCGAGGGUAUCGAGAUGCAAGCUGCUCCGUUGCAAGCUUCAGCUCCUCACGGAGAUGUUGCGGUAGUUCAAAACGGCACUUUUGCAUUGGAGCCUGGACUUGAACCAAUUCUUCAUGAUAUCACUAUACGCAUCAGAGCUUCGACAAUUACUGUCAUCACAGGAAGAGUAGGUUCGGGGAAGACAACGCUACUCCGAGGUCUUCUGGGAGAGCUGCCUUCCACAGGGCUCGUAAAGGGCUUCCAAGGAGCUGUGGCUUACUGUUCGCAAACAACCUGGCUCACCACCUCAACCGUCAAGGAUAACAUUCUAGGUCAGACAAAUUUGGACGAUGAUUGGUAUAGAGCUGUUGUGCAUUCGUGCGCUUUGGUGCAAGACUUUGCACAACUUCCUCAUGGCGACGAAACAGUGGUUGGAAGCAAGGGGCAAUCACUUAGUGGAGGCCAAAAACAGCGUGUUGCUUUGGCACGAGCAGUCUAUUCAAGGCUGCCGGUGCUCGUGCUUGAUGAUACACUCAGCGGAUUGGACGCCCCCACACAGUAUCAUGUAUGGAAUUGUCUUUUCAGUUCUACGGGACUUGUUCGCCAAUACCAAGCGUCAGUUAUAUUGACCACACAUUCGUUGAACUGUCUGAGUCAUGCGGACAAUGUUAUUAUCUUGGGUGAUAAUGGCAGAAUCGCGCAUCAAGGCAAUUUUGACGCCGUCAAGAAUACUGCAUAUCUUGAAAACCUCUCUCUUGUAGACAUCCAGCGCGACGAUUCAACCCCUUUUGAAAAUGAUGUCUCAACGGAGGCGUCGAAACAGAUUAAGUCACCAGGAAAGGAUACAGAAGUCGACCUAGAGCAAGAUCUCUUACGGAAAACAGGCGACACUACACUUUACUGGUAUUAUCUGAAGUCAAUUGGCUGGUUAUAUGGAUCGGCCGGCGCAAUCUUCCUAGUUUUGGACUGUUUCGUCCGGAUCUUCCCCCAAAUAUGGCUUAAGUUUUGGACUGAAGAUAACAAGAAGUCCGGUUCAGCAGAUACAACUAUGUAUUUUGGAGUGUACAGCGCGAUAUCUCUGAUGGGAUUGGUUGUAAUAGGCAUUAACGUUUGGUCUGUCAAGACACGAUCCGGUCAGUCGAUAGAUCAUGUUCGUCGUGAUAGUGUCGAAAUCUUCUCAGAGCAUGCACUGGACGCUACUGAAGUCAGUUAUGAGGUGAGUGUUCAGGUCAAACAAGGUACUGACACACAGAAGGCAAUUUUCUUAUUGGUUUACAGAGCACCGUUAUCUUUCUUUGGCUGUACAGACGCCGGUGACUUGAUGAACAGAUUCAGCCAGGAUCUGUCGCACAUCGACCGAGAUCUCCCUACUGCGCUAUUCAUGACCUCAUUGGCCGUUCUGGACUGUCUUGCAGAGGGAAUCCUCAUCAUGAUUGGUGCCAAAUACCUAGCGGCUGCCAUUCCGUUUGCCCUGAUCGCGCUGUAUUGCCUCCAAGCUUUCUACUUGAAGACAUCUCGCCAAAUGCGAUUCCUUGAUCUCCAAGCAUCCGCACCUCUUCUCACCAAGUUGAUUGAGUCUAUCGACGGUCUCUCGACUAUCAGAGCUUUUGGCUGGCAGGAGGCCUUCAGAACCGCUUCAGUCGACCUGCUAGACCAAUCACAGCGCCCUUAUUAUUUACUGUUUUGUAUACAGCGCUGGCUAACGUUGGUUCUUGACCUCUUUGUCGGUGCCAUUGCUGUCUUACUCGUCUCAAUGGCCAUAAUGAUUCCAGAUGCAACUAGCACUGGCGCCAUAGCAGUUGCGCUUUACAACGUCCUCAACUUCAAUCGCUCUCUGGCCCGUCUGAUAACUUCCUGGACGGAACUUGAAACGUCUUUAGGGGCAAUCUUUCGAAUCAGAACUUUUGAAUCCCGGACACCAGUUGAACCAUCACCCACUGAGGAAGACUCAGUCCAACCUCCACUUCACUGGCCUGCGCAUGGCCAACUCGAAAUCAGACACAUCACCGCCUCAUACUCUACCGGUUCAAAGCCAGUGCUCAAGGAUAUCGUCCUUUCAAUCAGCGCAGGAGAUAAAAUUGCAAUUUGUGGACGGACAGGGAGUGGCAAGUCGUCUCUUACUCUUGCUCUUUUCAAGCUCCUGCACCUAGAUUCCGGCUCGAUUGUGAUCGACGGCAUUGAUAUCAAUCAAGUACCACAUAACAUUCUUCGCCAACGCCUUAUCGCUAUUCCCCAAGAGCCACUUCUCUUGCCUGGUACUCUGCGCACGAACCUCUUCCCCUACGACGACGUCUUGAGCUCCGAAGACAUACCGUCAGAUGAUAGCCUUGUCGAUGCACUCAACAAAGUGUCCCUUUGGUCAACCAUCUCUUUGCAUGGGGGCCUUAGCACUGAUAUCUCGAACUUGCCAUUGUCAAAAGGACAAAUGCAACUUCUGUGUCUUGCACGGGCUAUUGUCAGGAAGAAUUCUAGUAGGAUACUGGUCCUAGAUGAAGCUACCAGCGCUGUCGAUCAAGAGACUGAGGAGGUGAUGAUCAAAAUCAUCGAGUCUGAAUUCGCCACUCAUACAGUUAUCUCUGUGGUUCAUCGCCCGCAGUUCCUCCGCGGCAUUGAAAAGGUGGUGACUAUGCAAGAGGGCAGGAUUACAGAUAUAAGUUCUUGA
Messenger RNA from Colletotrichum spaethianum, 3135 nucleotides. Its product is annotated as ABC transporter gloK. The transcript has 8 exons. The coding region runs from base 1 to 3135 and encodes 1044 amino acids. Gene Ontology annotation, cellular component: membrane. The record is from RefSeq and is a predicted model, not a curated record. Gene Ontology annotation, biological process: transmembrane transport. Gene Ontology annotation, molecular function: ATP binding; ATP hydrolysis activity; ABC-type transporter activity. NCBI's taxonomy places the organism in Eukaryota, Fungi, Ascomycota, Sordariomycetes, Glomerellales, Glomerellaceae.